Molecule: messenger RNA, 3228 nt
Organism: Pieris napi
Lineage: Eukaryota; Metazoa; Arthropoda; Insecta; Lepidoptera; Pieridae
Product: longitudinals lacking protein, isoforms H/M/V-like
Exons: 8
Coding region: 178-1461 (427 amino acids)
Biological process (GO): regulation of transcription by RNA polymerase II
Cellular component (GO): nucleus
Molecular function (GO): protein binding; DNA binding
Source: RefSeq, a predicted model, not a curated record
CCCUAAGUUAGGGUGGCAGCACUGGAUGCACUUGGCGUGGGUUUUAUUUUUGUGUAGGUACCUAGUGCCUACCUUAAAGUAAAUGGCGUGGGUUGAUGGAUUUUAUAUAAAAUAAAUGUUUUAAGUGGAAAUUUACCUACAUAUUAUAUAUUGGUUCGAUCGAACAAGUGCGUCACCAUGUCACAACAAUACAGUUUGCGGUGGAAUAACCAUCAACCUAACUUUAUUUCAAUGUUUACAACACUUCUGAAUACAAAAACAUUAGUAGAUGUUACCCUGGCAGCAGAAGGGCAGCACUUACAGGCUCAUAAAGUGGUUCUUUCAGCGUGUAGUACAUAUUUUCAGGCACUGUUUGUAGAUAACCCAUCACGCCAUCCUAUUGUCAUUCUAAAAGAUGUUACAUUUUCCAAUCUUCGUACAAUGGUAGACUUCAUGUACUAUGGUGAAGUUAAUGUUACUGAAGAACAGUUACCCCAGGUUCUUGACACAGCCAAAGUCCUAAAAAUCAAAGGUUUGACAGAAAUGCCAGACUCUACUUCUCUGACAAGGCAGAACAUGACUUCGGAAUUUCAAUCAUCUGGUGAAGUUGAGUCACUCAGACCUUCAGCAUCCCCUUCAUCAUCACCCUACAAUAAAAAACGACGUCGCAGAAAGAGUUCCACGGGGUCAAUAGGAGUAGGAAGUCUAGUGCUUGACGACACUAAGCAUGAAGAUUUUGGGCAGAAUUCACAAGAUAUUGUGCGUGCAGAAACCAUUACAUUGAGUAGUCUUCCGCAACAGAGACGCAUGCGGGAAUAUGAUGAAAGAUUAGAAGUUAUGGAAUCUGCUGAUGAACCACAUAACCUGAAUGUUGAACCUAUGACCAUUGACGAUUCAGUUGGUAUUGCCCCAGAUAAUUUAGAUUCUCAAGUAGACCUUCGAUGGCGGCGCACAAAAUUGUUUAAGCGUCAGAAUCGCGUCCAGCCAGAGGAAAGAGAAAUUCAAAAACAAAGUUCGGAGCCGAUACCUUCGUCCAUCGCUACAACACUUUCUUCGCCCACGCUUCAGAAACAUGAAUCAUACCCACAAUAUUUUACAAUUAAGAGACAUCGAUUGAAAGCCGAACACACCGUCGGUUCGUUACACAUACGCACUGUUCCAGACCGUCAACCAUCGACAUCUGCUACUAUCCCGACAUCGCAAUCCGUUACUCUUCCAGUUACAACGUCUACGGCCACUUCUUGUGAAACUGUGACCACUGAUUCUAGUGCACAAACCACACGAGCUAGUCACACACCAGCUGUGCGAUCCGGACCUCCGCUGAGCUGCAACUUUUGCUGGAAUACAGUUGACGAAUGCGGCCGCAUACUCCGUCGUAAAACACAGUACCAUUGCCCAGAAUGCCGAACGAAUUUAUGUAUAGUACCCUGCUUUCAUGAGUACCACGAUGCCGCUGAUCCCGAGGCGGCAAACGCCAGAUGAAGGAAAACUGUUAUCGUCGCUACUAACGAGAUCUCUAAAUUUCAGUAAAUUUGUGUCAAAGUUGAACAUGUUGGAUUAACAUUUGAUGUUGUACACAGUAAAAUGGACGUUUUUAUUAAGACAGUUUUUGUGGUACUGUACCACAGUACCCUGUGUAUUUUAUGAGCUUCACAUGUGUGAUUCCAGAUUUUAUAUUAUAAGGUUAAGAGUAGUAAUCUUUAUAACUAUCUAUUUGUUGUUAAAUUCUGGCAUAUUAUAUCGUAUUUGAAUGAAAAUUUUUGCAGAGAUGGCUAAGAAUUUUAUCUCGAAUUUUUUUAAAGUAGCCACACACCAGCUGUGUUAUCUGAACCUCAGCUGAGCUGCAAAUUUUGUCGUAAUAGGUACAGACGAUGAAUGCGGCCGCAUACUCCGUCGUAAAACACAGUGCCAAUGCCCAGACCGCCGAAGGAAUUAAUUAUGUAUAGUAUGCCCUGUUUUGAGUACCACGAUGAAGCUAAUCCCGAGACAUCAAACGCACCUAGGGAAUCUGUCAUCGUCGCUACUAAUCGAGAUUUCUAAAAUUCAGUAAAUUUGUGUCAAAGUUGAACAUGUUGAAUUAACAUUUGGUUACACAACACAACAUAGGUACACAGUUAAAUUGACGUUUUUAUUAAGUCAGUUUUUGUGGUACUAUACAACAGUACCGUGUGUAUUUUAUGAGCUUUGCAUGUGUGAUUCCAGAUUUUAUAUUAUGAUGUUAAGAGUAAUCAUAUUUGUAAAUAGCUGUAAUAUGGUUGGUAAAUUCUGACAAAUUAGGUCGUAUUUGAAUGAAACUUUCCGCAAAGAUGGCUAAGAAUUUUAUCUCGUUGUAUUGUUAAAAUAAUUAUAUUGAAUUCGUCCGAGAAUGUGGUAAGUAAUUGGUAAGCUAAAUAAUAUUUUCAGAUUUUAAACAUUGUCGUUCUAUAUGUGUCUGCUUACUCAAAUCUUGUAAUAUUUAAAGUAGCCAUAAUUAAAUUAAUAAUAACAAAUACAUAUAUACCUUAAUAAACUGUAAACAAAAAUCUAACGAGGAUUCAUUGUAGUUACGAAAAAUAUAUAGAAAUAGGUACAUCUUUAUAUCGUCGUUAAAAACGUCAAUGUUGUAUAGAAUAUUUGUUGGAUGUCCGUGGAUAAAAAGGCAUUUAAUGUGAACUUGCCCGUUUUUCUGGUCUCGUUGUUUGUGAUUGAAUUUCGCACUUUUAAUCCCAAUAAGAAUUCAAACAUACCCUUGAUGUUUAGAAUACAAUAGUAUUGUUGGUAUGUGAACGGCAUUUCCAUUAAUUGUAUAGGUAUAUAUUAUAUAAAAACAUGCGUAAUGCAUGCAUUAAUAAAUUGUUCUACAUAAAAAAAUUCAAAUUAAGCUUUUAAAUAAAAAUAUUCUUGUAUUUGGCAUGUCUAUGUGAUACGUAUUUGAUAUUUUUAUUGUUGAUAAAGUGCAUGAAAUGCAGUAUUCUUCAGUGUUGUUUGAUUGUAUAAAGUACUAAGUGUAAUAUAUUUUUUUAUAUCGUGUUUUAAUGAUGUUACCAUCAACGUGCUUUUAAUUGAUAUAUUUUUGGCCGUGAAUUUUAUGUAUAGAAGACAAACUUAAUAGUAUUUAACGAACCUCUCUUGUUGUUGGUCUGUACCAACAUCACAACCUCGAUGUGUUUUCUGAAUCUUAAUCUUCAUUGGAUGAGUGACCGUAUAAGUUUUAGUAGCUACUAAUAAGUGUCAAAAUUUAAUGUUCUCUUAAUAAAAUUAUCAAAAUUA